Messenger RNA from Trichoderma asperellum CBS 433.97, 837 nucleotides. The record is from RefSeq and is a predicted model, not a curated record. NCBI's taxonomy places the organism in Eukaryota, Fungi, Ascomycota, Sordariomycetes, Hypocreales, Hypocreaceae.
AUGGCUGGCGGUGACAGGGGCCGUCCAACCUCUCCGAAUGGCCUUAUCUUAGAAGCCUGGAGCCAGGGACUCAUGGUUGGCUCUCUGUUCGUCAUGGCCGCCGUCGUCAUUUCCAACAUGAGAAAGCGCAUUCUCUUGCAUAAAUUGAUUCUGGCAGAGCUUAUCUUGGGAAUACCCCACGGCACAUUCAUUUUUUUCGCAAACCCUGUAUACGGCUGGUAUCUCUCAGCAACUGCGAUCGCCCUUUGUGUGUCAUGGUCUCUGCACAACGUUAUUGCGUGGAUGAAAAACAGGCCCUUCUUGUCCCGCAAAGGAUCGCUUUUCUACAUUGGAACUGUGAUUCUUGUGCAACCUUAUUGGAUCCUAGAGAUCUACGCCAACUUCACUUUUUACAAUGAUAUCAACACUAUAUUCCGGAAAACGAGGCCAUUUGAGCCCCUCUUCCGUGAUCCUUGGUGGGUCUUCACUGUUUCCCACCUCUUCUACAUCAUCAAACGACAAUACACGCUCACAAUCUUGGAGCUGGUAAGAGUAAGCCCGCGCUUUGGAAUUAUGCUAGUUUCAAUGUGCCUAUCUAUUGUGUUUACCAUACUGGAUGAAUGCAGCGUUUUAGGUGCUUUGCCCCUAAAUCUGCCGGAUGGCGUGGAACCUUUCUGGAAACUAUCAUUUAUAUGUAAAUGUCUUUGUGACGUUAUAAUUUUGGAUGACUUCAAGAUUGCCCUUGACCGAAUACGAAACAAGUGGUUGCAAAGAACACAAACAUCGCCAGUCCAUCUAGAAGAUGUUGAAGCUGCUCGCAGCGGAUCAGGGCCUGCCUCCGAAAGCAGCAAUUUGUAG